Messenger RNA from Plectropomus leopardus (leopard coralgrouper), 2047 nucleotides. The record is from RefSeq and is a predicted model, not a curated record. Lineage: Eukaryota; Metazoa; Chordata; Actinopteri; Perciformes; Serranidae.
GGGCAGAGCGCGAACAGCAGCAGAGAGAAACCCUCCGGCUCCGGCUGACAUUUUCUGCCCGCUCACCGCCGCCGAAACUCGGUCAAUCCGCGCGCUGAGAUGCCGGGGAUGAUGGACAAAGGCUCCGAGUAUCUGGGGAAGGGCCGCUCCAACGGCACCAAGAGUCCGUCCAACGCGUCCAACGGACAUUUCUCCGACGAGAGCGGCAGCGACGACGAGCACGAUGUGGGGAUGCGGGUCGGAGCGGAUUAUCAGGCCAACAUCCCCGAGUUCGAGCCCGGCUCCACUAAGUACACGGACAAAGACAGCGGCGGGAUGCUCGUCUGGUCUCCGUAUCACAACAUCGUCGACUCCAAACUGGACGAGUACAUCGCUUUAGCCAAAGAGAAACACGGAUACAACGUGGAGCAGGCUCUGGGGAUGCUCUUCUGGCACAAACACAACAUCGAGAAGUCUCUGGCCGACCUGCCGAACUUCACGCCGUUCCCGGACGAGUGGACGGUGGAGGACAAAGUUCUGUUCGAACAGGCGUUCAGCUUUCACGGAAAGAGCUUCCACCGCAUCCAGCAGAUGUUACCGGACAAGUCCAUCUCCAGUCUGGUGAAGUACUACUACUCGUGGAAGAAGACUCGCUCCAGAACCAGUCUGAUGGACCGACAGGCUCGAAAACUGGCCAACCGGAGUAACCAGGACGACAGCGAUGAGGAGAUGGAGGAGGCCAAUCCCAUCGAAGCCAACGACAGCGACUACGACCCCAACAAGGAAACCAAGAAAGAGAACCAGGUGGAGCCGGUGGCGCCAGGCUCGAAGGUGGCUCUGGGUCGGCGGGAGCACCAGACGCUGCAGCACCGACACCACCAGCGCUCCCGCUGCCGCCCCCCCAAAGGCAUGUACCUGACGCAGGAGGACGUGGUGGCCGUGUCCUGCAGCGCCUCCGCCGCCAACACCCUCCUCCGCCAGCUGGACAUGGAGCUGGUGUCCCUCAAGAGACAGGUGCAGAACGCCAAACAGAUGAACAGCGGCCUGAAGCACAUGUUGGAGUCCGGGAUCGAAGAGUUCAGACUGGCUGAGUGUAACCAGAAGGUGAACGCCCGCUGGACCACAGACGAGCAGCUGCUGGCUGUUCAAGGUGUGAGGAAAUACGGCAAAGACUUCCAGGCCAUCGCUGACGUCAUCGGCAACAAGACGGUGGGCCAGGUCAAGAACUUCUUCGUGAACUACCGGCGGCGCUUCAACCUGGACGAGGUGCUGCAGGAGUGGGAGGCGGAGCAGGGAACGCGAGCUCCCAACGGAGACAGCGCCACCUCUGGAGAGGAGGGGAAGGCCAGCUCCACCACGCCGUCGGGGAAGAGCACCGACGAGGAGGACGAAGAGGGUCAGGUGACCUCCUCAGGUGCGUCCCCCGCUGCCUCCUCUUCCUCUUCGGCUCAGAUUGCAGUGACGUGCAGCACCUCCUCCACCUCCUCCUCCUCCCUCCACCAGCCCCCUCCCCUCCUGCGGCCCUCCCUCCCGGCCACGCCCUCCCUGCACCGCCAGCCGCCGCCCCUCCAGCAGCAGGCACGCUUCCUGCAGCCCCGCCCCACCCUGCAGCAGCCGCCGCCUCUCAUCCGCCCCUCCAACCCCAUGCCCCCCCGCCUCAACCCACGCCCUCCAGCUCCCAUGAGCCUCGGCGGCAACCCCGGCGGGUCGGGCCCAGUCGCCCAGCAGUCCCCCGGCCUGGCGGUCCACCAAUCAGAGGCCUCGUCUUCGUCCCACCACUGACGGACCAGAAAACACUCAGUCUGAAGCUGCUGCGUUCAGGUCCGGCGGGGAGUGACUUUGUUCUUCAUCAGCUCUCACUUUCACACUAAACACAUCUGAGUUUCUAUCAAACAGCGUUUCAGGAGGUUUGUGUCUUGUGUCCCGGCGGCUCACCUGCUGCUGGACGGACUCCUGCUCUUUCUUCUGUUUUCGAAGUUUGACUUCACGUCUGUCAGCCUGUAGAAAUCUGUCAGAGAAAGUGUGCAGAUUAUUAAAGCAGACUGUUGUGGCGUCCCGCAGGGUUCGA